Molecule: messenger RNA, 234 nt
Organism: Mesocestoides corti
Lineage: Eukaryota; Metazoa; Platyhelminthes; Cestoda; Cyclophyllidea; Mesocestoididae
Source: the annotation of a GenBank genome assembly
AUGCCAUUGGAACGCAGAGGGACACAGGAUUGGCUGCGGCCAGGUUGUCCAACAUGUCUGCGCCCCGAUCCGUCGCCACACUACACUGCCCCUCCUCAAGAGAGUAGCUGCCCCCAAAGUCUCAUCAACCUCUACAGCAGCUGUUUCAAAGGUGUUGUCAACUGGGGUGGAUCGCAGCACACAAGGGCUCUUCCUGAUAUUCCUCCACUGGUCGAUAGGGUUUCAGCUUGCUAA